AUGAAAUUAACAGAAAUAUACAAUCGAAUUUGGAGUACUAGAGCAAGAGAUGGAAUAGAUAAGCAUGUGCCUGCAAGCAAAAAUAAUAGAUGCAGCAGGGCACCCAGAAACAAUCGAAUUCUUAUUUAUAACUGCAUAUUGGUAGUUUUGGCAACAAUGAAAAUAUGCUGCCAGAUGCCUAUUGGGCUAUUAAUGGCAUCACACAAUAUUAAGAUUAAAAUGCUUGAAGCAAAUCCUACGCAGAAAUGCCUAGCAAUAGAUUGCUCUGGUCCUUUAAACUUAAUCAGAGGAUUCUUACUAAGCCAGCCAAAUGUAGUAUCUGAGCUGGAAAAAAAAUUAGCAUUAUUUGAGGAUAUAGUGUCAAUUAAUGCGCCGGCCACACCAGUAAUAGGGGGCGGUCCAUCAAAUAAUGAAUCUAUGAGAGAGUACAUUCGAAAAUACAAGAGGGUAUACAAUAUUCUAUUCCCAUACAAAUUACUGAAAGCUAGUGACUCCCCAGACAUGUCUAAUAAUGCUUAUAGCGGCACUCCUUCAGAUAGCAGCUACCUAAGUACUUUUAUUCGCUAUAAUGAUUUUAAAUUUCCCCUUUUAGCUUCUCUUUUCUGCUUAGCAGAAGGUGCUGGCCCAUAUAUAAAGAUUGUCAGCAGAAACCCCGAUUGUCUGUCAGAUCAUAGUGAAUAUGGCUCAGCUCAUCUGCAUAACAUGCUAGAUGUUUCUUUUCUAUACGCCAAUAAUGUCCAGAUAGCUCAGUUCUACGGCCCAAACAAAAUGAUACUUUGUUUAAACAACAUGGCACCUCCAUUUAUUUACGAGGUAAUAGACUUCUUUAACAAUGCCGCUCAAUAUGAUCAGCUUGAUUUUGAUGAGGUUCUGAGAAAUAGCCCUUCCUUAGACAAAAGCUCUUUAGAAGCCAUGAGGUAUAUGUUUAGUCCACAGUGCCUCAUUCAGAUGUUUAUUUACGAUCAUUUUAAGGAUCUUAUUACCCUUACAGCCUUCUAUAAUGAAGUAAACAAAAUAUUUGUUUUAAUACAGCGUUUAUAUAGUAAUGUAAACUUAGGCGAAGCCAGAAACAUCUUUAAGGAGGUGCCGGGUUCUGCACCCUUUAUUGAGCUUUCACCAACUGAAGUGGGCAUGGGCUAUCCUAAUAUAUUCUCAGCAAUUCAGACUGUGUUUUCGUUCAAUGAGCCAAUUCCCUUCUCAUGCAUGAAAGAAAGAUGGUUCAAUUAUUUGUUCAAUAACUUUGAGGCACUGACUAAUAAUAUGGGACAUAGCACUAGCUUAACCCAAAUAAGCAAAACUCUAUUCGUUCUCUUUGGGUGCUUUCUAUAUAACCCGGAAAUGAAUAAUAUGAAUGCAGAGAUCGAUAGUUAUACACCCUUUUCACGAUAUAAUUUGCUUAAAGAUGUUUUCAAUCGCUCAACAAGCGCUGAAAUUAUAUCUGGGUGGGCAUGGCGGUAUAAUACUUGUAUUAGAGAAGGAGGCUUUUCUAGUAUAAAAAAGUAUGGGCUCUUUACUAUUUUAGAUGUAUGGUUUGCUUUUAUGAAUAUUCUGGGUGUGGAUGGAAGAGUUUGUUUAAACAGUUUUAUAGAUAUUUUACAGUCUGAAAAAAUAGAAAUUGCUACAUAUACUGACAUUUUAGGCAGCUGGCUCCAAAACACGUUCAAUUGGUCGUCAGUAGGCUGCGAAAAUAGAGUAUUAGAAGUCAAAAUAUCUAACGUAUCCCGGGAAAUGAAAGAUGAUAGGUACUUCGAUCUUUUUUGCACACUUAGUCUGAAAUACUCUUAUAACAAUGUAGAGAGUCAGAUAACCUUGAAUAUAUGCCCAGAUAAGACAACCAUCAUAAUUGAGCCAAGCAAAUUGCCGAUAAAAGAUAAAGACAAAGAAACAUUAUUGACGUACAUUAAUUCUUACAUGAAUUAUGAUCCCAAUAUUUUAAACAAUUUGUUUCGAUUAUAUCUGAACGACAUAAUUUUUACUGAUACUAAGAAAUUGACAUUUAUUACAAAUAGACAGGAAGACAUUAUGUCUGCAUAG
This is a messenger RNA of Nematocida ausubeli, 2034 nucleotides long. RefSeq lists its product as uncharacterized. The record is from RefSeq and is a predicted model, not a curated record. The coding region runs from base 1 to 2034 and encodes 677 amino acids. The transcript has a single exon. NCBI's taxonomy places the organism in Eukaryota, Fungi, Microsporidia.